Molecule: messenger RNA, 867 nt
Organism: Mesorhabditis spiculigera
Lineage: Eukaryota; Metazoa; Nematoda; Chromadorea; Rhabditida; Rhabditidae
Source: the annotation of a GenBank genome assembly
AUGGGCAACAACCAACCAGGCGGUACGACGAAGCGAGAUCGAAACGAAAUGGGUCAGAGCCCCGGCGGUCGGAUGAGGAUCCCGAGCGGUAAUCCACCCUCGAAUUUGAGCAGUUCGGUCGAAGAUGGCUGUCCGGUUCAAGUCAAAAUAGCCAAAUCACUCGACGACUCGAACGGCUCUUUACCAUGUGUUGCGGGUCUGACGGUACAAGAACGAAGCGAGUACCCGGUCGUGUUCAAAUGGCACGGCGCCUCGCAAAAUGCGCCAAAGGCUGUCGCAAUCUGCGGGUCAUGGGACAAUUGGCGUCGGCGGAUCCCGCUCGUUCGCUCUUCUAACGAUUUUUCAACAAUUUUGGAUCUGCCACAAGGUGAUCACGAGUACAAAUUCAUGGUCGACGGCAAGUGGGUGGUUGACGACAAUCAGCCGAAGACGGGCAACCCGAUGGGCUCGGAGAACAAUGUGAUUCACAUUGACGAGGCUGACUUUGAGGUUUUUGAUGCCCUCGACAAGGAUCUGGCUUCUUCAAACGCUGGAGAGGCUAUGAGGAACUCAAACAAGGCACCGGCCAGCCACGACACGCCCAACGACCGCGAGCUCGAGAAGAUGCACACCUUUACCCAGGAUGUACCUGAGCGCCGGGACUUUGACAAGGCGGCCAACCCGCCCGUGCUACCACCUCACCUACUCCAGGUGAUCCUGAACAAGGACACCCCGGUUCAAUGUGACCCAAACGUGCUACCGGAGCCUAACCAUGUAAUGCUCAACCACCUUUAUGCCUUGUCGAUCAAGGACGGCGUCAUGGUUCUUUCGGCCACGCAUCGUUAUCGCAAGAAGUACGUGACCACGCUGCUCUACAAGCCGAUAAAC